CGCAUGCGGUAUGAUUUCAGGUGCUGAACACAAGAGACCGUGGUCUGCAGCCGAGAUAUUGUCCGAUGUGCAAUAUGAGCCCACCCUGGCGGAAAAUAGCCAGGCUGCAUCAAGGUCAGAUGUCUUCAUGCAUGAGGAUUAAAAAGACGUCUGCACCCGUCGUUGUGAGAUGCAGGUUCAUGGUGGAUCACACUCAUGCACCCAUUGGGACCAACCGAGUCAUUAUCGUUACUGCUUGCAGCUUCUUGCCCCCAUCUUGCAUCUGACGCUUUGUUCCUGAAGAUUACAUGCGUCUGCCCCUCGAUCUUACUCUGGAUUCCUUCUUGUCAACCUUGAACCCCAUCUCCAGGACCAAUUCGAAGCAAUAUGUCAAGUGAGGUGAAGAACACAAUCACGGUACCACCGGCGGUGGUAUGCGCUUCAGGGCCGGAAAGUCCCAGUUCAUCAACAUUCACAGAAGCCUCUACCAUAAAGGUCUUCUCAGAGAAGGUGGAAGUGACCCAAUAUCGUGACUCGGAAGAUGGAUCUCUUGACCUCGAAGCUCAAGCUCCAAAGAAGCGCAGGUUCGCUGCGGUUCGCUUCAUAUUCCUCAACAUAUACCGACGCCUGUUCUCCUUGGUCUUCUUGGCCAAUGUAGCUGUAUUCAUUGCAAUCAUGGUAACGGAUCGAAAGCUACUUGCACUGGUAAAUGCAGCAGCAGGUAACCUGCUUGCAUGCGGCCUCGCCCGGCAGCCCUUGGUGGUGAACUCGAUCUUUGUUCUCGUGGCAUCCAUUCCGAGAUCCGCACCUCUUCGGAUACGACGCAUUGCAGCCAAGGUGUACCACUAUGGGGGUGUCCACAGCGGGUGCGGGAUAGCCUCAUUUGUCUGGUAUGCGGGGUUUGUCGGCCUCCUAUCACAGGAAUACUGGUCUCCAUCAUCGGGCGGGCCAACCACCUCCAUGGCACCAGUGAUCCUAGCAUACUUGAUCUUGGUCGUAUUGCUCGCCAUCAUCGUCGUCGCCCACCCGACGUUCCGCAUCAGGAAGCACGAUUACUUCGAGCUCAUCCAUCGGUUCUUCGGCUGGCUCGUGGUGGUGCUCUUCGUGAUCCUGCUCAUGGUCUUCGCCAACGAGGUCAGCCGCGCGGCGAACGAGCCGCUCGGAACAUUCCUGGUGCAGCUCCCCGCCUUCUGGUUCUUGGUGCUCACAGUCGUGGCCAUCGUGCAACCAUGGACGCUCCUCCGCAAGGUCACGGUGCAGCCGGAGGCCCUCUCCUCGCACGCCGUGCGGCUGCAUUUGAGCCACACGACCACCACAUUCGGCAAGGGCAUCCAGCUGGCGCGCCACCCGCUGCGGGACUGGCACGGGUUUGCGACGUUCCCGAACCCGGACGGCCAGAGCUUCUCCUGCCUGGUGUCCAAGGCGGGCGACUGGACGGCCGCCUGCAUCCAGGACCCGCCCACGCACCUGUGGAAACGCGGCGUCCUCCUGUAUGGGUUCGCGUACGCGAUGCGGGUGUUCAAGCGCGUAGUCGUGGUCACCACGGGCUCGGGCAUCGGACCCUGCCUGUCCUUCCUCGGGGACGACAACCGCCCGGCGCUGCGGGUGGUCUGGCAGACUCGCGCCCCGCUGAAGACAUACGGACAGGGGGUGCUGGAUCUGGUGUCGGUGAUGGACCCGACCCCUGUGGUAGUCGACACGAAUCAGUCUGGGCGCAUCGAUAUGGUCCCGAUGAUUCGGCGGAUCGUGCAGGACUUCGAUGCGGAAGCGGUUUGCGUGAUCAGUAACCCUGUGUUCACCAAGAAGGUGGUAUAUGAGUUGGAAUCGAGGGGCAUACCGGCGUUUGGGCCCAUCUUCGACUCGUGACCCAGUGUCGUCCUUUGGGCUGUGUAUAUAUACUAGGGAGCAAGGUGUUGGGAUUGGUUCAAGCAGGCGUGGUUUUCUUUGGAGUCGAUUUGGGAUUGUCAUGGUGUCAGGAACCGAAAUUUAGGGAAAGGAAACGAUUCAGACGAAGUCAAGCCAUGUGGGACUUCGUGAUUGUAAAUAGUAUUGGAAUUCAGGGAAAGUCUAUGAGUGAUGCAGUUG
This is a messenger RNA of Aspergillus uvarum CBS 121591, 2064 nucleotides long. RefSeq names its product integral membrane protein TmpA. Gene Ontology annotation, biological process: regulation of conidium formation; sexual sporulation resulting in formation of a cellular spore; conidium formation. The transcript has a single exon. NCBI's taxonomy places the organism in Eukaryota, Fungi, Ascomycota, Eurotiomycetes, Eurotiales, Aspergillaceae. The coding region runs from base 367 to 1845 and encodes 492 amino acids. The record is from RefSeq and is a predicted model, not a curated record.